Messenger RNA from Paraglomus brasilianum, 1869 nucleotides. NCBI's taxonomy places the organism in Eukaryota, Fungi, Glomeromycota, Glomeromycetes, Paraglomerales, Paraglomeraceae. The record is from the annotation of a GenBank genome assembly.
AUGUCGAACAUGCAAUAUGAUUUCAUUAUCAAGUAUAUUAUUAUCGGAGACUCGGGCGUCGGCAAGGUACUGUCAUUAUUCAUGCGUGUUUUUGGUAGUGCUGAACAGCAAAUAUCAACAGCUGUCGGUUGUUUGUCAUGUUUACUUUUACAAUUCACUGAUAAGCGUUUCCAAUCUGUACAUGACUUGACGAUUGGUGUGGAGUUUGGAGCUCGGUUUGUCAACGUCGAGGAUAAACGCAUCAAGCUCCAAAUCUGGGAUACGGCGGGUCAAGAAUCGUUUAGGAGCAUAACGAGAAACUAUUAUCGCGGUGCCGUCGGUGCCCUUCUUGUUUAUGAUAUCACUAGGCGUGAGACGUUUGAACAUCUCUUGAUGUGGUUGGAAGAUGCGCGCCAACACUCUACGUCAAAGACAACUUACAUGCUAAUCGGAAACAAAUGUGACCUGGAAGGCAAGCGAGCCGUGAGUUAUGAAGAAGGCGAAUCAUUCGCUAGACAGCGUGGAUUAUUCUUCAUGGAGACAUCUGCAAAAACUUCGGCAAACGUUGAGGAAGCAUUUGUAAAAAUUGCGCGUGACAUCCACGAUAAGAUUAAAGCAGGAAUUAUUGACGUUAAUAAUGAGGCUAAUGGGAUCAAAGUCGGAGGCCUUAUCAAACCUCCAAACGCCGUUAAUCUGAAUCCAAAUAAUAGUGGUGACAGGUUUCAGCAAUUAAAACAAUAUAAAUCAAAUUCACAACUUCGGAUGUCGAGAGAUUUACCGAAAACCAUAGUAGACUCGUGUCAUGAACAGUAUAGAAAAAUAAUAAAAAAGACGAAAGAAGAAUGGACUGUCCUUGCGGGAAUAGUUGCUGUUUGGGACAAAGGACAAGGCGGCUAUGGAGUCCAAUGUAUUUCUCUGGGGGCGGGUCUCAAAUGUCUCCCGCAAAGCAAGCUUAGCUACAAUGGAGAAUUGGUGCACGAUAGCCAUGCCGAAAUAUUGGCUCGAAGAGCAUUCAUAAGGUUUUUGAUCAAUGAACUGAAUCUGGCAUUAACUUCCGAGUCACGAUAUUUCAGUCUAGACAAUGAACUCAACGUAUCAAAUACCGAACAGGAAGAUAGUCAUCCCUUGUUCCGACUAGCGAGUGACAGAAUCUCGUUUCAUUUGUAUGUGAGCCAGGCUCCUUGUGGUGAUGCUUCAACGCUUAGUUUGGCUCAAAUUCAGUCCCCAGAUGACGCAAAGCUAUACAAAACUGCAUAUAUUAACGUGAAACAAAAUCGGUACUUGGCCGAUAACGAGUCGGGGGCACAUUCUCAAACUGCAGCGGGAUCAAGCGUCCGUGUCGUAAAUAGCGAUGGUUUCCGUAGAGGAAGAAUUGAUUAUGAAUCAAUAGGCGUGCUAAGGACUAAACCAGGACGAGCUGAUUCUGAGCCUACGCUUUCAAUGUCAUGUAGUGACAAAAUAGCGCUAUGGAAUAUCGUAGGCCUUCAGUCUGCUUUGCUUUCAGAAUUAAUUGCGCCCAUUUAUUUGUCGUCUAUAGUCAUCGGAGAUAUGUUUGAUUAUAGUUCGCUGGCUAGAGCCUUUUAUGGGAGAUGUGAAGGAGUGCAAGGCUAUUCGUUGCAUAGGCCGAUUAUCUCGAAAACAACAAGUACCUUUGAAUGGUCGCGUAGUCAAUUGCAAUUGAGAUCGCCUGAUGGUAACGCUGUUCCCUCAAGCACAACUAUGGUUUGGGCAAAAGGCUUCACUACAGCAGAAAUCCUUGUCUCUGGCCGUAAACAAGGAGCAACAAAGGGCACGAAUGGAAAGUAUCCCUCUAAAACAAGGUAUAUAGUGGCAAAGGUUGGAUUUGUUUCUUACGGAGAAGCUCUCAUUCUAAUGUAUCCGUUCUAUUAG